Molecule: messenger RNA, 1518 nt
Organism: Fusarium pseudograminearum CS3096
Lineage: Eukaryota; Fungi; Ascomycota; Sordariomycetes; Hypocreales; Nectriaceae
Exons: 3
Coding region: 1-1518 (505 amino acids)
Source: RefSeq, a predicted model, not a curated record
AUGUCGCCAGAUACUGCAUCGUCGUCAUUUCCAAGCCGACCGAUUCGGCCAUUACCGAGACGUCGACUUCGAGAGAAGCUCUCCCCGGAGGUCGCGGAUACGAUAAAAUACCCCCCUUCAACACAUGAAACUGCUCCCCUUUUCUAUUAUCCGCCAUAUACACUUAAGGACGAGGGAAGUCUACCAAGAAUAGGCUCCACAAGUCCAACUCAACAGAGCCGAAGGACAGAAACAGGGCGCAAUUACACCCCUAGACAAAACGGCCUAGGAUUGCGUGACGGCGACGAUGAAGAAAUGGCCAUGCGAAGUACCAUGGUCACUCGUUCGCCUCCCAAGAUCCUAACCCGCGCUGCUCGACGACAUUCAAAGCCAGACCAACCUCGCACGAAUGCGCAACCGCCUCAUUCUGCAAGAUCAUCGGCGGACGGCUAUGAUUUGUUUGAGAACGCGAACAACAAAAAGAAGCGCAAGAUCCCUUCCGCAGGCGAUGCCAUACUUAACAGCACCCAAUUGUUGAACAAUGAGAUGGGAUCCAUUGCUAUUUCGACUGACGCAGGACAUUCUCCUACCAGCGAGCUGCAUAGUGAUAGAGCGUACCCGCAUUCAGGCACCAGUAGCUUCAUGACCAACAAUCAGGGAAUAUCAGGUCCUGGCCGAGGAAGGCUUGGACGCUCGAGGAACGGCAGAAGCCCACUUCGAGCCUUGCCUGAUGGCAACAGUUCUUGGACCGGACGAGCGCCAAAAUCUACUCAGCCCCAAUGGGCACCAGGUGAAAAAGAAGGAAGCGGUAUAAUUUCAAACGCCAUCGCAAAUGCUGAAAAGCUGCGACCCCAGAGCCAGGACAACGUGAGCUUACUCCAGCAACACUCGACUGUGACAAAAAGCACUCCAGCGUCGACCCAGUUCACCUUCACCUGCGAAUCCCAAGUUCCUGGGACAAUUCAGUGGCCUGGUCACGCGAAUAAGCACAGCAUGUCGACCCAGGGUGGCCCUGGCUCCUUGCCACCCGGCAGUGUUGCUCACCACGACGGUUCCUCCGUCGCCGCUAGUAGAGGCUCCGGAAGUUCUCGUCGAGAUAGCAAGCGCCGCCUUGACCGGUCACUUGACAGGGCUGCGAGGCACCGCCGUCAGGUUGCUGCAGAAACCCGACGAACAAAACCCGACAACGCAACACAUGACUGGAUGUGUGGAUUCUGCGAGUACGAAAGCAUUUUCGGCGAACCUCCUAAAGCACUGAUCCGAGCGUAUGAGAUCAAAGAUCGAAAACGUCGACAAGAAGAGGCUGAUCGCAAGCGACUUCUUGAAAAGGCCAAGGCGAAGAGCAGGAAGGGGAAAAAGAGUGGCAAGGCCUCGUCCAGGGGAGAGCAUGCUGUUACUCAGCCACCAAAUCAGGAACAAGGCAGCAAUAUUGACACGAACCAUCAUCACUCGACCCAGCCAGAAAAGGGUGAAAACUACCCCGAUUCUCCUGGAGAACGGACAGGGCCCGACAUAAAAGCCAACGGUUUAUCACCCUAG